UUCAGCUGAGCCUGGCGCAUGUUGAUGCAUGCGCUAUCAUUGACCAAUAGGGUGUCCCGUUACAAGCAACGUCAACUGGAGCGAGCACCCUUGGUUUGGCAAAAGUCGCAGUGUGUUAUUAACUCGACGACGACUAUCCGAAGACGAUUCGACAGGCCUGCUACUAUUUAAUUUAUUGAAUCGCUUGGAUUGUCAAAGGAGUAACAGGGCCUGCAAAACAACGCGUUGGGCCAGGAGAAUUUUACUACACGAGAAGAAGCCGGCCGCCAUUUUCCCCCUUGCUGUGUCUACUCUGCCAUACACCGUAUCACGCUGACGAUUGUGAUACAAGUGCGCUGCUUAUCUGUAACACGUGCCACUCACCCUUUCCUCGACUCCUCCGUAAGUUGGAGUGGACACGGCGACUUUAAGACAACCAGUCGACUCCGCAUGGUACGAUCUGUUUCGUCAACAUACCCGAAUGAAUUUAGGCCAAAGUCUCUCAGAGUGGGCGAAGGAUAAACCCCUGAGUAUCCUCCAACUCGACCCUGCUGACAGGGCCGUGCUCAAAAUAGCAGAUGAGAGAGAUGCGAUUCAGAAGAAAACUUUUACCAAAUGGAUGAACAAACAUCUUAAAAAGCAUUGGAGAUACGUGGAGACCUACACUUGUUUACACGUCUGCAAUUCAUGCCGAGCCUGUUGUUCUCCUGGUAGAAAGUCGAGUAGGCACGUUGACGACUUAUUCAUCGAUUUACGAGAUGGUCACAACCUUAUUUCAUUACUGGAAGUUCUAUCCGGAGAAUUAUUGCCGAGAGAGAGGGGUCGCAUGCGAUUCCACAUGCUACAAAAUGUUCAAACCGCCUUAGACUUCUUGAAAGGAAGAAAGAUAAAAUUAGUCAACAUCCGACCGGAAGACAUCGUUGAUGGAAAUCCAAAAUUAACUCUCGGAUUAAUUUGGACUAUUAUUUUACACUUUCAGAUAUCCGAUAUCAUUACUGGACAGUCCAAUGAAAAUCUAUCUGCUCGUGAGGUAUUGUUAAGAUGGGCACAACGAACAACUGAUUGUUAUCCUAGUGUUAAAGUCACAGAUUUUACAACCAGUUGGAAAGAUGGUUUAGCAUUUAAUGCAAUUAUUCAUAGAAACAGGCCAGAGUUAAUAGAAUUCAGAUCACUUCAAGGCAAAUCUCCCAGAGAGAAUCUUGAAUUAGCUUUUUCUAUUGCUGAAAAAGAAUUUGGUGUUACGAGGCUUCUUGAUCCUGAAGAUGUUGACACUCCAGAACCAGAUGAAAAAUCUCUCAUCACAUAUAUAUCUUCCCUAUAUGAUAUUUUUUCAGAACCACCACCUCUUAAUCCAUAUGCGGAUGAAGAAAAAUUUCAUAAGAUAACAGAAUAUAAAGAAAUGGCAAAUGUUUUGUACAUUUGGAUACAAGAAUCUACAAUAAUGCUCCAGAAUCGCAAUUUUCCAAAUUCACUCAUGGAUAUGAAGGCAUUACUUUCAGAAUGUAGUAGGUUUCGGUCAGAAGAUGUUCCUCCGAAAUUACGUGAUAAGCAACGCAUUGGACACUUGCAUCGUGAAAUACAGAAAAUAUUUAAAGAAAUUCAUUCAAUACAAAUUGAAGAUUCAUUAAAAUUUGAUAAUAUUGAACAUUUAUGGAAUAAAAUGAUUAUUGCACAUCAAGAGCGAGAUCAAGCAAUUCGUGCAGAAAUUACUAGGUUAGAAAAAUUACAACGUCUUUCAGAAAAAAUUCAACGUGAUAUUAAAAAAUGUCAAACUAAAUUAAAUGAAGUUGAGAAAAGGAUUCCUGAGGAAGAGAAAAAACUUAAUCGUUUACAUCCUAUGGAUGCUAAAAACUUAUGUGAUCACAUUGAAGCUGAACUAAAAAUAUUAGAAGAAAAUAUGAAAUCCAUAUUAAAAGAUGUAAAAACUCUUUUUGAGAAUGACCAUCCUCAAGCUCCUGAACUUCAACAGAGAACACAAGAAUUACAUGAACAGUGGGUUAGUAUUCGUCUUAUUUUCCAAACGCAGCUACUCCAGCCUUUAUCCACACGUUCCUUUAAAGUAGAAGAACGUAAAAUUACCAAACAAAGACAUGUUGUUUCAGAACAAAGAGUGGUUGAAACAACGAAAUCUCUUCAAAUUCUUCAAGAUACUGUUGAUGUAAUGAACAGCAAAUUGGUAAUUAUUUUUUUCUGUUAUAAAUUGACAGUUAUUUUAACAUUAACUAAACAAUUGAUAAGUCAAAUAUACGUGCUUCAUUUGUCUAUAGAUGUUUUAACAACUGAACUUGAAAAACGGGAAUUACAAUUUAAUGAUAUACAGAGGAAAGGAGAAACAUUACUUGCACAAGAUCAUCAAGCUUCCAAAACUAUUAAGAUUGUAUAUGAGAGAAGAUUAGUUGAAAUGACAUCACUUUUGGAAUUUGCACAAUUAGUAAACAAUGAACUGAAAUGGAUUAGCGAAAAGGAAAAAACUGAAAUUAAUAGAGAUUGGUCUGCUAAAAAUCUAAAUAUUGUACAAACAGAACAGCAUUUAGAGGUUUUAACAACUGAACUUGAAAAACGGGAAUUACAAUUUAAUGAUAUACAGAGGAAAGGAGAAACAUUACUUGCACAAGAUCAUCAAGCUUCCAAAACUAUUAAGACAUUCCUAACAACUCUACAAACUCAAUGGUCAUGGUUGUUACAGUUGUUAGUUUGCUUAGAAAGCCAUUUGAAAUAUACUUCGGCAUAUCAUCAGUUUAUGAAAGAAGCACAAGAAUGUGAUCAGUGGUUAAAAAGAACAGAAAAUAAGCUGAAUAGCACAUAUAGCAAACAAAAUUUUUCAAUAGAUGAAGGUGAACGUCUGCUUAAAGAAAUGCAACAAUUAAGAACUGACCUACAACAUUACGGAGAUAUUAUUACUUCACUCAUUAACAGAAGUAGUACAAUUGUGCCAUUAAAGCAACGAAAUCAGUCGAUAACAUCACCUACAACAGUGAUUGCAGUUUGCAGUUAUAAACAACAAAAUAUAAAUAUUACACAAGAUGAAAGGUUCCAAUUAUUAGAUAAUAGUCGAAAAACAAAAUGGAAGGUUAGAAAUUCUUCUGGUGUCGAAGGAUUGGUUCCAUCUGUUUGUUUUGUUAUACCACCACCAAAUAUUGAAGCCAUAAAUUUAGCAGAAAAUUUGCAGAAACAAUAUAUAUCAAUAGUUAAUUUGGGAACCAUCAAGCAACAAAAACUUCGUCAGCAUUUAAUAUUUGCUACCAUCAAAGUCGUCAAGUCGUGGACUGUUACUCAAUUUCGUAACAUGGAAAUCAGUCAAAGAGAAUCCAUUCUUAAAGCCCUUAACGAAGAUGCACAAAUAUUACUUUCUGAAGGUUCACAAGAUGAUCCCAAUUUGAAACGUCUUCAAGAAGAAAUGAAGAGCUGCAAUAAAAUAAUUGAAGAUUUACAACAGAAGGUCACUUCAGAAGAAUAUGACAAGCCAUCAAAGAAAGGAAGUCAAAAACUACCAGAGAUGCAAGCUACAUUGCUUUCAAAAAUUACUGAAAAAGAAAAACUCUUAAAAUCUAAACUGCAAGCCCCAAUUCCAUGCAAUCUAGAUAAUUUGGAGAAUCUUGUUAUUCAGCAUAAGGAAUUUGAAACAUCAUUAAGAAAUUUAGAACAAGAAAUAUCAGAAAUGAAGCAUAUUUAUGCUUCUCUUAAUAGGAAGACUCCAACAUUACAAACAAAACAUGACAAUAUUAUUCAAAUAUGGGAGAAUAUAUGGUCCAUGUCUAAUCAAUAUGUUGAAAGAUUAAAACUUGUGGAAAUAGUUUUACAUGGUUUUGAAGAGACGACACAAAUAAUAUCGAGUUUUGAAAUUCAGUUAGCUUCCCACGAUAAUUUGCCUUCGGAAAUUGAUUCUUUGCAGAAAAUUCAUUCUCAGAUUUUGUCCAUGCAAUCUGACAUGCAGAAUAGUCAAUAUACAGUUGAUCGACUUAAUGAAGAUAUCAACACCCUUAAACAACUAGUUCAGAAAACUCGAAUCAAACAGACGAGCAACACAGAUAUUAACAAACUAAUUAAUGAUAUCCAUAAAAUUACAGAAAGGUGGAAUAAUGCCAGUUCACAAGUGGUGGAAAGGAUGAGAAGUUGUGAAGCAUCAUCAGAAUUAUUAAGAACUUAUAAGAAUAAAUUAGAAAAUGAAAAUUCUUGGAUUAUAGAUACAAGACAGAAAAUUAAUAGUCUCAGAAGUGUAAAUUCAGUUUCUGGAAAAGAUGCUGAAAAAGAAUUAGAUUCUGCAUUAAAUAUUUAUACAUCUCUCGCAAAUAAAAAACCAUCUCUGGAAAAUACAAAUAUCGUGGGUGGUAGAUUUAUUAGAGAGGCUAAGAUAUAUGAUUUACGUCUGAAGCACUAUAAAGAUAGUUUAGAAGAAGUACAUCCAAGUCUUGAUGCUAGUUUAUCCAAGAAAGCAAAACUUACAUCUGGUGCUAAUAAUGUCAGUCAAGAAUUGGACAAUUUAAAUCAACAAUAUAAGGAUUUAGUAAAUGCAAUACUAGAUUAUAUCAAUGGAUUAAAAGAUGUUCUUACAAGACAUGGGAGCAAGGUUUCAGUUACAAUUACCAAAACAGUUCCUCUUACUUUGAAGACAUUCCAUCAUGUUCUAGAACAAACAAUUUCCCCAGAACCAAUGGAAGUAGAUAAUGUAAAUAUUCCAAUAUCGGAUAUUGUAAUGGCAGAACAGCAAUCAGUAACUGACUCUAAAUAUGAACAAAUGCCUUCUCAAGAAUCAUCGCUAGUUGAAAAAUACACUACUUCUUCAGUUGUAGUAAAAGAAUUUAAAGCAGUUAAAAGUACUAGAAAAUCAGAUGAUAGUUUUAUAAAUACAAAAGGCAUUUUGAAUACAAAAACAGGAGAAAUGUUACCUUUAAGUGAUGCAAUUGAUGAAGGAAUUAUAAAUUUGGAAAAAAGGCAAUACAUCGAUCCAAGAACUGGUAAAGAAAUGGAUUUCAAAGAAGCAGCUAAUAAGAAUUACAUUGAUAAAAAGUUUUCAUCACAGUUAUUAUCAUUAUGUGGAAUAAUAAAUCCCAAAACCAAAACUGAAAUUACAUUAAUUGAAGCCAUUUAUUAUAAUAUAUAUGAUGUAGAUAAAGGCGUAUUUUUAAAUCCAGAUAAUGGCAAUAUAAUUACUUUAGAUGAAGCUAUUUCUCUUGGAAUAGUCCAAAAAGAUAAAAUAAAUUAUUUAAGUGAAUUGAGAGUAAUCAAAAUAACUGAUUUAACAAUUAUAGAAGCAGUAGAUGAAGGUCUUUUAGAUGAGAAAACAGGACUUUUCAAAGAUCCAAUCUCACAAAAAGUAAUGACUUUGCCAGAAGCAUUUAAUAAAGGUUUGCUAAGAGUACCAUCAUCUGAUGAAAGAAAAACUGGAUAUUUAAUUUCGGAAUUCAUAGAUAAUGGUAUGAUUGACGAAUAUUCAGGACAAAUAAUAGAUGAAGAUUCUGGAGAAAAGAUCACAAUUGAUGAAGCUCUUUCCCAAAACCUUAUUCGAGCUGAUGUAAGAGAGGUAAUGAAUACCGAAACAGGAGAACUUGUAACCAUACCUGAAGCAAUUUCUUUAGGAAUAAUAAACAUUCAAACAGGACGGUUUAUAGAUAAGAAAACCAUGACAAAAAUGACAUUAAUUGAAGCCAGAAAGAAAAACCUUAUAUUUUCUCCUUUAAAUUUAAAGACUGCUUAUGAGCAGAAUCUUUUAGAUACAAAUGGAAAAAUUAUUGAUCCAUUUACAGGUAGAAAAUUAACAGUUUUAGAAGCAGUAACAAGAGGAUUACUUAAUUCAGAAAUGAAAUGCAUCAUCUUAUCUAAAACGGGUGAAUUAGUUACAUUACCAGAGGCAUUUUCAAAAGGAAUUUUAACUCCAGAAGGAAUUUUUACAGAUACAAAUACUGGAGAAACAAUGACACUCCAUGAGUGUGCAAAUAAAGGUUUAGUUGCUUCAGUUAAAUAUCAGUCAAUAUUUGACAUUGAAGGAAUUUUGAUUCCUUCAUCUGGUGAACAAGUAAGUUUUAAUACAGCAGUUUCUAAAGGAAUAAUAAAUACCAACACGGGAAAAUUCAAAAAAAGUCCUCACAAAUAUAUUACAUUAGAAGAAGCUUUGAAAGAAAAGUUGAUACAACCUCAAAUUUAUAACAUGUUAACUAAAGAUGUUGAAAUAAAAGACGAAAAAGGAAAUAAAUUGAAUGUCAUUAGAGCAGUUACAAAAGGAAUUCUGGAUCAUAAAACAGGUAAAUUACGAGAACCUCGCACAAAGAAACCACUUACACUGAAAGAUGCAAUUGAAAAAGGAGUGAUAACUCCUCAAGGUGCAGCUCAUUUAAAAGCUCUCUUAAACAUUGUGGUAACGACAGCUGUUGUUACAAAAACAGUAACUAAAGUUAUACCUUCUGAUCAAGAAAUAGAUUCAGAAGUAAAAAUAACUUUUCAAGAUGCAAUGAAAGAAGGUUUGAUUAAUGAAACAGAAGGCACAUUUAAAAAUCCAAUAACUGGUGAAAUAUUACCUUUGGAAGAAGCAAUCAAUACAGGUUUAUUAGGACUGACUUCUCAAUGGCCAGUAACCUCAGAAGAUACAGUUUCUUUCACACAAUCAACAACAACAGUUGUUUCUGAAUCACAAACAAAGAAAGAAACUGAAAAAUCCCCUGUACUUAAGAAAAAACCAACUCAGAAAGAUAUACCUUCAGAAAAGUCUAAGUUACCAAAAUCCAUUGAUAAAAAAGUUCCAGAAACCACAGUAGUCCAUUCAUCAAAAGACACAUUCGUUACUAACAUUCAACCAAAACCAUGCAUUGAUGAAAAAGAUUUUACUUCUACUAUAUCUACUGAAACACAAUUCAUAACCGAGGUUGAAAAUAAUAAAAACCUUUUAAUACAAACAAAAGAAACUACAAUAAGCAGUCAACCUAAAGAAUUAAAAAGCCCUGUUUCUGGUAUUCCUAGUAAAAUUCCAGGCAAAGAGAAACCUGCUGCAAAAUCUCCAAGUUCUAGAAAAUUGCCAGAUACUUCAACUAAUGCAGAGAAGAUUCCAGAAACUGUAACUGAGAAGAAGCCUUCAAAGGUUCCAGUAAGUAAAACAUCUGAACCUUCAACUGUUGAUAAUUUUCAACCAAAACAAACAGCUGGAGUAAUAACCAAUGAUGUAAUUAAUGAAGUAACUAAAAAAGAAACUUUAGAAAGCACUAAAGAAGUUUUAUCAGAAAAGUUUAUUCGAGAAAUACCACAAACCAUAAGUGAUAGUAUUGUACAGUCUGAAGAGGAAAUAAAACUAUCAGAAUCGCCAACCCAAAUAAAAAAAUUACCCGAGACUAUUCCAAAAGAAGGAAAGCCACAAGAAGUUGAUAAACCGAUUCAACCAUCGAAAUCUAAUAUACCAAAAUCUCAGAAAAGCACUUCACCGGUGCGAGAAAUGCUACAACCUUCUAAAAUAAAAUCAAAUGCCGAGGAAAAAGAACCUUUGAAACAGCCAAAAUCAAUACAGAAGCCCUCGGCAAGACCAGGUUCACCUAAAAAGGAACAAAUUAUAACAAGUGAGCAGGAAUAUUUUGAAAAAGUAACAGAUAAAAAAACUAUAAAACAGAUUGAUAUUGGAGAUGUUGAUUCUGUCAUUACUCAACAAACUAAUGUGUUAGAACUUCCUGCAGAUGGCUGGUCAUUAAAAGAAGCUAUUGCUCAAAAUUUAUUUGACAGUACCUCUGGAUUAUUCACCAUUCCAGGUACUGACAGACUCGUUUCAUUUGAAGAAACAAUUAAAAUGGGUAUCAUCAAUCCAAAAUCGGCAUCUGUAGUAGAACCAGGUUCUAAGAGAACCAUUACAUUAUUAAGAUCAUUAGAAAAAGGAAUCUUAGAUUCUACGGGACAUUACCAUGAUAAUAAGAGAUCAAGAACAGUUACUCUUAAUGAUGCAAUUAAAGAAAAACUUAUUAAAUUUGAAGAUGAAGAAAUUCAAAGUGAACCUUAUAAAAAAGGUACUAAAAUAAUUAAAAUUGAAUCUAAUAUCGAUAAUUUACAGAUGAAAGAAAUUCAACCGAGACAGACAAUUAUCACAACUUCUACUCCAGAAUUUAAAAAAAGUGAAAUAAUUAUUAAUGAAACUUAUGAAUUUGUUGAAAUUAGUCCGAACAUUUAUUUUGAUAAAAAACAUGGAAUAAUUCUUAAAAAAGAUACAAAUGAAAAAAUAAAACUUUCGACAGCUAUUAAAAAUAAUAUUAUAGAUAUAAAACUUUUUAAAGUGAAAGAUGUAACAAAAGAUGAUAUGAUUAGUCUAAAUGAUGGAGUUAAGAGAGGUUUUGUUAAUAUUCAGAAAGGAACAUUUACCAAUACUAAAACAAAAAAACAGAUGUCGCUGGAAGAUGCUGCAAAAAUAGAUUAUUUAAUUUGUGAAGGACUGAUAACAACAAUAAGUCAAGAUUAUGAAACUCCUCAAGUAUUCCAAUCAAUCACAAAACAAUCAACCGUUCAAACCCCAAUUGUUCAAACCGAAAUAAGAGAAACAACAGUAAUUUAUAUUAACGAUCCUAGAACCGGUGAGAAACUCACUCUUGACGAUGCUGUUAAAAAAGGAAUAAUUAAGGCUGAAAUGGCUAAAAAAUUGCAAGAAUCGCAGGAUUUACCUACAACUUUGAAAGAGGAGGAUGUAGUUAAUGGUGUUUCAACAAUUGAAAUAGAAAAAUCAAGCAAAUCACCCAAAAGUCAAAGGAAAGUUAUUUCAGAACCACGCUUUGAAGUAACAUUUGGAAAGGCUACCACUUUGCAGUCUCCGGAUAAAGAACAAGUUGUGUUGCAAAAAGUCAGAAGAAGGGCGAUAUCACCAAAAACUGCAGUUAAUGAAGGUUUGAUCGAUCAACCGACGGUUGAAAUAAUAAACAGUAUUGAAUCUAUGAGAAAUGAAAAUAAUGAGCCAAUUACAUUAGAUGAGGCCCUUAAAAAACAAUUUAUUAAUGGUAAUGAAGGUGUGUUGAUAGAUCCAAGAAAAGGAGAAAAACUAACAAUUAAGGAAGCGGUGAACAGUGGAUUACUUGAUCCCGAAUCAUCGAAGUUACUAAUUCCAAUUGGUCGAUCCUUGAGUCUUUCUGAAGUAGUCUCACAAGGUUUAGUUAUACCAUCAGAAAAGAGGAUUAUACAUCCCGAAACUGGUGAUUUGCUCACUCUUCAAGAUGCUAUUACUUGUGAUAUAGUCAAUCCUGUUUCAACAGUACGCUCGCCUACAAUGAAAAAGCCACUGACUUUAGAAGAAGCAAUUAAAAGAAAAAUAGUAGAUGACAUAACAGGUGAUGUUCAGUUUGAGAAUAAAAAGAUAAAUAUUGUUGAAGCAGCACAAAAUCUUAAACUUUUCGAUAAGUCAUCUAAUGCCGAUAAAUGUUCUCUUCCAAUGUUAGCAAUAACCUUCCCAGUAGCGUUGCGUCAUAAUUUAAUUGAUGUCGAGAAAAAAGAAUUUAUUCAUCCUGUUACUGGUACUAGAACUCCAGUGGACAAUUCAAUAGAUAAAGGACUUAUUAUGACAUUGCCAUUUUCUCCAAGUUCUGACAGCAUUAAUGUUACGGAAGCAAUGGAUAAAAAACUCAUUGAUUCAGAAAAAUGUGUCAUGAAACAUCCAAACUUUGAAAAAGAAAUUCCAAUUUUUGAAGCUGUUGAAUCUGGAAUUUUACAAAUGACAGAUUUUAAUGUUCCAGAAACACCAGAAUUAGUAACUAAUUUAACCACUACUACAUGCCACACAGUUAUAGAAUCACAGACUAUUAAAACUAGUCCUGGCUUUACAAUGUGUGGACCCAAUCAAGUCGUUAAUACUGAAACUGGAGAAGUUAUGACAGUAGAAGAAGCAAAUAAAAAAGGAAUUAUUAAAAUUGAAACAGAAACUCGAAGAGUGACUUCUCCACUUUCAUUUUCGGAAGCUUUGGAAAGAGGGUUCAUUGAUUUAGACGACUGCACUUACACUGAUGUAAUAAAUGGUCGAAUCAUUCCAAUUUCACAAGCUAUAUCUGAAGAAUUAAUAGUUCCUAAAAAAGAAGUGCAAACAGAAGAUAUAGAAAAAUACACCAUUUCUCAACUCAUUGACUUAUUGUAUGAUGAAAAUUCAGGUAAAUUUAGGGAACCGAAAACAAAUAAGUUAUUAACUUUAGAAGAGCUGUUAAAGAAAGAUUUAAUUGAUUUAGAUAGUGUAAUUUAUGAUGUUCAGAGUGGAAAAUCUUUAACAACAAAACAAGCUAUCGAUAGCGGAAAAUUAGAUAUAAAGCACGGGAAUGUAUUAGAAUCCGAUUCGGGUAAUAAAAUUCCUUUAAAAAAUGCUUUUAAAUUGGGAAUAAUAGCUGUAAUAGGAGCUCCUUUAUUAGCUGGAGCUGUUGUUGCAGGUUCUUUAAAGAAUAUAAUCCAAAAUAAAAAUUCUAAACCAGAUUUAUCUCAUAAAAUACCAUUUUCUACUUCAAAGCAUUCGACAUCAUCACAAGAAACUAGAAAGAUAAUAUCAACUCAAACUGUUCAACAGAAAGGUGAAGUUCAAACAACAAGAAAAACUAGUUCUGAAGUUCAGGUAACAAGAAAGAUUAGUUCAGAAGACAGAAGUAAAUCUCCUGAAAAAGAAUUAUCACCCGAAAGAAGAGAGACCCAUAAAGAAAAGCCAAUACAAGAUAAGAAGAAAAGACCAGAUAAUCUUCCUAAGGAGAAAAAACCAAGCCCAGAUGAAAAAAGACUACCUUCUCCAACAAAAGAACAAGAAGACAGAAAACAACCUGACUCUGUUAAGAUAAGAAAGAAAGAAGUUGUUGUGGAGAGAAAGAUAAUCCAUGAUAAGAUAGAAGAUGAAGAUAAACAAGUGAAGAAGUCACCUGAAAGAACUCCUCAAAGACAUUCUCCAGAAAGAGAGAUACCAAGAAAGAAACCAAGCAGUCCGUCUAAAGAAAUAUCUAAACCUAAAGAUGAUGAUAUUUCUUUUGAUUAUGAAUCAAAUAAAAUAUCAUCUCCAACCAGGAAAACUACAAGGGAAGUUCAUACGACAGUAAUAACAGAAAGAACUAGCUCCGAUCUUGAUCAGAGAAAAUCACAAAGUCCAGUGAGACCUGAUACACUUUUUACAGAAACUGAUAAAGAUUUUUCCAGGAUAAUUACAACUGAUAAAUCAAUAAAAGGCAAAUCUGUUGAAACUAAAGAAAUAGGAUUUCCCAAGAAGGACUCUCCUAUGCAAACUAAACCAGAAGUUAGUAAAUUUGAAUCUACUGAUGUAAAUGUAAUAGACAGAAAAGAAACUGUUGUGAGAACACAGAAACAUAUAACAACUGAAAAAUCACCAACCAGAGAAUACACAUUACCAAGUGAAACUGUGAUCAAAUCUACUGUGGAAAAAGUUGAAAUUUCAGGAAAAAGAACAAGUCCAACCAAAGAGAUUGAAAGCAGAAGAUCAACAAGUCCAAUAAAAGAAACUGAAAAGCCAAAAGUUAAACAUGAAACUGAUCAGAGAAAAGUUGUGGUUGAAGAGCACGUAACUAUAAUUGAUAAAAAGACAAAGGAAAGAAGUGAUACAUCUCCUAAACGAGAAAUAAGAAAAACUGUGACAAUAGAAACAUCUGAUAAAAGUGAACCUUUCACAGUGAAAAAAGAAAAAGCUGAGUACAUUUUUGAAAAAGGAUCACAAGAAGAAAAGCCAAAAAGUCCCACAAAACCAUCUCCUGAGACUUCACCUACUAGAAUAAAAGAACCGAAGAAGAUAGAUGAAGUUAGUAAGACAGUAGAGAAAGAAACUUACAAAGGUAAACCUAAACCAACAAAAACUGAAAAAUCUCCUGAACGACCAGUUUCUUUAACAAAAGAGGUUACAAAAACUGAAAAAUCUCCUGAACGUCCAGUUUCUUUAACAAAAGGGUUUACAAAACCUGAAGAUUUCACUCAGACAUCAAAAAAAGAAAUUACUACAAAAGAUCAUGAAAUAAGAAGUGUAACUAAAGAGACAUCAAAAAUUGAAACAAAACAAGUAAUAGAAAAGGGGGUAAAAACUCCAACAGAUAAAAAAGGGGCAUCACCAGAUUUGCCUAAAAAAAAAUCACUUCAAGAAAUUCCAAAAUCUCCAGUGAAAGAAUAUCCUGAGAAACCUAGUUCUAAAUCUCCAGUACGAGACUAUCCCGAGAAGACUGGUCCUAAAUCUCCAGUGAAAGAAUAUCCUGAGAAACCUAGUUCUAAAUCUCCAGUACGAGACUAUCCAGAGAAGACUGUAUCUAAAUCUCCGGUGAAAGAAUAUCCCGAGAAGCCUAGUUCUAAAUCUCCAGUACGAGAAUACCCUGAGAAGACUGGUCCUAAAUCUCCAGUGAAAGAAUAUCCUGAGAAACCUAGUUCUAAAUCUCCAGUACGAGACUAUCCCGAGAAGACUGGUCCUAAAUCUCCAGUGAAAGAAUAUCCUGAGAAACCUAGUUCUAAAUCUCCAGUACGAGACUAUCCAGAGAAGACUGUAUCUAAAUCUCCGGUGAAAGAAUAUCCCGAGAAGCCUAGUUCUAAAUCUCCAGUACGAGAAUACCCUGAGAAGACUGGUCCUAAAUCUCCAGUGAAAGAAUAUCCUGAGAAGACUAGUCCUACAUCAAAAGGAAAAACAGUGUCACCAACAAGAAAAUCACCAGAAAAAUCUGCUAGUAAAGAAAUAGAUCUUAUUUCAAGACAAAAACCAUCUAUGAAUGGAGAAUCGACUAUAAUACAAUCGGUGACUGUUUCCCAAGGUCCGACAGUAUUUACAUCUACAACAUCCACAAAAAAAUCAGCCACUGUCGAAAGGUCUGGUCUUAAAGAAGUGGUAGGCAUUCCAGGAAAAGAAGAUAAAAUACCUUACACAGAUGGCGAUCGUGAUAAAUGGCAAGUAAUACCACAACAACAGACUGUUACUACAAGCACUACUACAGUUCCUGGUCCAGCUUUGACCAAGAAAGAGUUUAAUGUGACGAGGAGAGAGGUAAUCGUCACUGAAACAUAUACUGAAUACAGAAAAGAAUACGACAUUUCUCAGGUUUUAGGAAAAUGCGUUCCUUUAAAUAAACUCAUUGAACAUAAUGUUAUAAAUCCUGAGACAUGUGAAUUUAUAAUUCCAAGAACAAAUAAAAAAUAUAAACUUCAAGAAGCAUUAUCCAGAAAUAUUGUGUCUUCAGACACAAUUGUUAAAGUAAUUAGUGAUAAAGAAAUUUCACUUGCAGAGGUAAGUGAAUAUUUUUCUAUUGAUGAUAAAUUCACUUUUUCUUAUGCAAUUGAUAAAUUUUAUGAUACAAAUAAAAAAUGUUUUUUAAAUCCAAACACUUAUGAAUUAGUAUCGUUUAUAGAUUUUAUAAAUUUGGGGCUCGUUAAGGUGGAUAAUGUUAGAGUUAAAGAUUUUCAGUAUGACAGGUUUUUACCCUUGGAAGAUGCUCUGCCAAAGCAAUUAUUAAAUAAAGAGACUGGAGAAUUAAUUGAUAAUGUGACCGGACAAUCAUUAUCACUCCCAGAUGCAAUUAAAAAUAAUUACAUUGUAACCAUCACUCAGGAUGAAUAUGAAAGAGAAGAAUACAUUUCAACAGAUCUGCAGAAAAUUCUUAAUAAUGUGUUGAAUUUAAAAGGCAAACUUGUUUUUGAAGACUCUAUAUCUGUAUAUCACCCUAAAGAAAAUAUUUUUAUCCCAAUCACAGAAGCAUUAGAUUUGGGUUUAGUGGAUUUGCAGAAUAAAAAAUACAAUAAUUCUUCAACAAAUGAAGAGUUAUCAUUAAAUGAAGCCUUUCAGAAUGGUUUUAUCUUCAUUUCUUAUCAGCCUCUUGCUCUUGAUGUUAUCACUUCUACAGAACUUUUUGAUGCUUCGUCAAAUGUCCUAUUUGAUCCUAUAACUAAAGAAAAAAUAACAAUUUCUGAAUCUGUUAAUAAGAAUAUUAUUGAUGGCUUCAUAACUAAAAUUCAAAAUACAAAAAUGAAGUCCAGCAUUGCCUUAAAUGAAGCAAUAAAUGAUUUAUCGCUAGUCGAAAGUAAUCGUGUAAAUGAUACAUUAAAUAAUAGUUUUCUAAAUCUGGAAGAUGCAAUAAAAGAAGGAAUAGUAUUUUCAACAAGAGAGAAAAUACCUUUAAUUACUGCCAUUGAAAAUGGGCUUUAUAAUCCACAAAUAAAAAACUUUUAUGAUUCUUACAAUAGGGAAUAUAUUUCUUUUGAUAGGGCAAUUCAUGAAGGUUUACUUGAUAUUGAAAACAUAAAAGUGAAAGAUGUUGAAAAUGAUAAAAUUUUAUCUAUAAACGAAGCAUUAGAUAAGAAUAUCAUUUCUGCUGACUCAGCAGAAAUAAUGAAACCAUAUUCGAUUCCUUUAACAUUAGCUGUGAGUAAAAAGUACAUUUACAGUGAUGUAAUUCUGCCUCAAGUAGAUUAUGAAGAAGUAAAAAUACCAUUAGAACAGUUAGAUACAUUAAAAACAAGUGAAAUUUCUGAUAAAAUGGUUUCAAAAACCAUAGACUCUGAUAAAAUAACCAAACCUACAGAAGAAACUAUAAUUAAAACUAUUCCCAUUGGUCAAGAAUUUUUGCAGGGAGAUUUAUCAAAACAGAUUCUCCCAGAACAGGAUAGCUAUGGUGUGCAGGCAACUGAAGAAAGCUUAUCAGAUGUAAUGAUGAAUGAAUUGUUCACUAAAAAGUCUAAGGAAAAAUUACAAACUGCUCAACCAAUUGAAGCAAAACUGAAAGAAAAAUUUCCUAGUAAAAAAGUGGAAGAAUCUAUAAAGGAUAAAGAUAUACAGUUGUCUGAUAAGAUAACUGAACAGAAACCUACAGAUGUAUUUUAUGCAAAUGAACUUUCUUCAGAUCUGAUUAAAACAGAGGAGCCAACAGAAAUUAAAUCUGCAAUUUCAAAACAAGAUAUUUCUGAGAAGGAACAUGUGAAGAAUUUAACUGCUGCUGAUGAUGAAGAAACUCCGAUAAAAGAUGAAACUGUAAUAAAAGAUGAAAUUAUAUGUGCUGAUGAACUUAAAAAAACUCCUGUCGAUGAAAUAAUUUCUGAAGAUCAGAUGGUUAAAGAUACAGAAAAAAUUCCCAUUCAUCUUAACAAAGUUAAAAAAGAUGUUGCCAAUGAAUGUAAAAUAAUUUCCGAGACAACCAAAGAACAUCAUGCAGAAAGUAAAGAUAAGGUAGGACUGGUGACUUCUGCUCAAACAGUUACAGAUAUUCCUGAAAAUAUUCUAGAUAUUGAGUUUAAUAAAACAAAAGAUUCAAUUAAAAUAUCACCUUCAAAACAGAUUCCAACUGAUAAGACUUUUGAAGAGAAACCAAUAAAAGAUAUACAUGUGAAAGAUGACAAACCAGUGAAACAACCUUCGGAUGAAGAUUCUAAAGAAAUCACAGUUAAGAUUGAACCUACAGAGAGUUUUAAAAAAAUUCCCAAUUAUCAAAUCUCUCAGAAAGACCUUACAAUUGAUCUAUUUCCUGAAAGUAGUACCAAACCUUGUCAAGAAGUUGAAUCAGAAAAAAUUACUCUCUCCAAACAAAAAUUAACAGAAAUAAAUGACAAAGAGCCAGCUGUUCAAGUAUCGAAACAAGAAUUUGAAAAAGUUGAAGAGAUGCAGACCAAUCAGAUUCCUAAAGAAAAAUUAACAAAGGAUUUACCCUUUCAAGAAAUUGGAUCAGUCACACAGAUAACUGAAAUAAUUGAACCAAGCUUGAUGGACAGCAUUCCUAAUAGUGAUAUUUCUGACAAAACAAAUUUAAAAGAAGUAUUAGGUGAAAAUAUAGAAUCGGUCAAUCAAACAGCCAAAAAAAUGCUUACAGAAGAAUUACCUUCCAACAUGGAUAUUACUGAGCAAAAGGAUAAAAUAACUAAAAGAUUGAAUGAAGGUGAUAUUAAAGAUAAGAAAAUUAAACCAGUCCAGAUAAUUAAAGAAGAAUCCACAAAAGAAAUAAUUCCUGAAAGUAAAAUACGAGAUAUCCAUGAAAAGAUAGAAUCUUUAGAAACAUUGUGUGUUGAAACAGAAGGAAAAACAGAGGAAAUUACCAAAGAUAAAACACCAAUUAAUGAAAAAGAUAAAUCAGUGGAAAUGAUUAUGCCUCUUUCUGAAGAUGCUUCUAAGCAGGAACCUAAAAAAAAAUUAACAUUUAAAGAUGAAUCAAUAACUAAUGAAGAAUUAGAAGGUAAAGAAUUACUGAUUUCUCCCAAAGUGAUGCCAAAGGACAAAACAGUCAUCAUCAAAGAUAAAUCAGUUGAUCAACUAAUUGAACCACUGGAAACUGUGACACCUACUGAUCAAAUUUCUAAAGAAAAGUCAAUAGAAGAAAUUGCAUGCAAAAUUGAGAUGAAAAGUGAUCAAAUAGCAGAGAAGGAACAUACAGAAAAAAUUCCCAAAAAAGAGAUUUCAAAGAUUGAAAUUACAGGUGAGCCUAUUAAAUAUGAUGAACUUCUUGAUCAAACAGUUAAAAUAACAGAAAUAAUAUCUCCAGUUGCUAAAGUUCAUAAAACUGAAGUCGGAGUGUCUAAAGAUGAAAUUCAAACUGGUCAAAUAACUGAACCCAAAAGAGAAUUACAUACUGAAGACAUUUCAGUGGAAAAAAUAACACCAGCAGAUAUUAAAGACAGUAGGCCAAUAGAACAAAUGGUAAAUUUGGAGAAAAUAUCACCUCUUGGUGAUAGUAAAAUGCAAAAGCCUAUAGAAAAAACAGCACCAAAAGAAGUAAUAACAGAUCAAAUUCCUCUCACUGACUCUAUUAAGCAGAUUUUUCCUGAAGAUAAGAAAAAACCUGAUCAAGUUGAUAAGAAAGAUCAAACGGAUAUAUUACUCAGUAAGGAAAUAUUAAAAGAAAGUGCAAUAACAGAUGAUGUAGUCACACAUGAAAUGCCUGUACAGACAACCGAAAUAAUGGAAAUACAAUCACCGACAACAGACAAAUCAGAAUUUAUAAAAGUCUCCAAAGAUGCAAUCCAAAGUAAUAAGAUGGAAGAAAUAACAGAUGAAGAAUGUAGCAUGCCAAAAGAUCAAAUGAUUAAACCAACAGAAAUGUUUCCGUCUCACGAUACCAUCUGUAAACAAGAACCCACGACAGAAAAAGUAUUCAAAGACAGUAUAUUAAUUGAUCAGAAAGUCGAAUUAGAAAUUCCCUCAGAACAGAUUUCAAAGAAACAGAUGAUAAAUGCUAUCCCAGAUAAAAAAUCAACUGAUCAAAUAACCAAACCAAUAAAAGUGCCAUAUACUUCUGAAUAUAGUGGCAAAGAAGAGCCUAGAAAAGAAAUGAUUCCCAAAGAUGGAAUUUCUACUAAUCAAAUAACUCAAAAACAGCCUAUAGAGAAAUUACCAAUUGGAGAAAGUGAGAAAAUUAAUAAAGAAAUAAUGCCAAAAGAACAUGUUGAAAGUAAGCAAAUUGAAAUUCAGACUGAUCAGGUUAUUGAAGAAAAACAAAAAGAUGAUAUUAAAGACACUAAGCCAAUUGAGCCAAUAGAUGAAACAGGCGAUAUUUCAUCCAUUGAUCACUUUGAUGAAACAAGAAAUAAUCAAAUUGAUAAAAAGGAACUCAUCAAAAAGCCUACUUCUAAAGACGGUAAGCAAAUUGAACAGAUUACUAAAGAUUAUGCAGAAAUAAUACCUGUUAAAGAGAUCUCAAAAGAAAUAGAAGUAACAGAAAAAGUUACUGUAAAUACUGUUCAAAUUGAUGAAACAAUACAAAAGCCUUUUGAACCUAUUUAUGAAGAAAAAUCCAAAACAUAUUUUGAAGCUAAAACAACAGAUGAUCAAAUAUCUGACACUACAAAAAUAUUACCUACUAAGGAUAUUUCAAAGGAAGUAAAAGUGAAAGAGACUAAUCAAUUACUAGAGUCAACUACAAUAUCUCCCAGUGAUCAGAUUUCUGAACAAGAAUCUUCAAAAGUAAUACCCAUUGAAGAAAAUUCAUAUAUUGAUGAAAAUAUUAAAUUAAAAUCUAAUGAGGAAAAAUUGAAAAAUGAUGAGGAAACUGACAGAAAAGAUCAGUUAAUUAUUAAAGAAAUUUCUCCCAAUGAAGGUUUAAAGGAAUCAUUUCUUAAAGGAGAAAUUGCUGAGGAUAGAACUAAAGUAUUUGAACAAAAACCAGUUUGUGAUUUCCCUAAAGAAGACUUUUUAAAAGAAAUAGUCAUAAAAGAUGGCAUUCCAGCUAGUGAAAAAAUAGAAUAUAAGACAAAAGAUACAUUAUAUUCACAAAAAUUUUGUACUGAUAACAUAGUUGAAAUCACAAAAGAGUUAACUAUAACAGAAAGCUUAUCUACUACUGAAAAAAUUCCAUUCAAGAAAUUAUCAGAGACAAAAAUAAUUUGCGAAGAGAUAUCAAAACAAGAAAUGUUUCAAUCGAAUCUGCCAAUUGAUCAAAUCAUUCAGCAAAAAAUUUUUGGCGACAUAAAAGAAUCGGAUAUGAUAAUGAAGUUACAGGAUGAUGAAAAAUUAAAAAAUAGCAUCAAAUAUCAUCUUUCUGAUUAUGACAAAGAAAUGACGAGUGCAAAAGUACCAGAAGAAAAAAUUUCAGAUGAACAAAGUAUUACAGAUGAUAAGAUUCUUGGGAAUGCUCGAAAAUCUGAAGAUGAAGAAGCAGAUAUAAUAGAUGAUAUUACACAGAAAGAAUCUACAGAAAAGCUAUUUCCUGAAUCAAAAUAUAUUACAGAUCAAACGACAACAGAAACAACAAAAAUAAUAAAAGAUAUAAAGAAUGCAUCCAUUGUUGAUAAAAGAAGUAAAGAAAAAAGUCCCGAACAAGAUGCAGAAAAUACUUUGAUAGAUGAAAAAUUAAAAGGCACUAUUUCAGAUGAAAGCAUCACUGAAUUAAAUGCUAAACAGGCAAAAUUGACAAAAACUCUUCUAAAUGAAACAAUGAAAGAACAAGUGCAAUCCUUGCAAGCUCCAGAUCUGAAAGGUACUUACAAUAAUGAAGUUCUUUCUGUUAAGGAUGAAUCAGAUAAAACAAAAUCUGAAGAGAAAACACUUCCAGAUGAUUUCAAUAAUUUAAAACAAAGAGAGAAUAUGUCUUUACAGAAAAUAAUUAAACUGGGAUUUUAUGUUAAGGAUACAGGAAAAAUAAUUAAUCCGUUAAAUAAAGAAGCCAUUACAUUGCAAGAAGCUAUUAAAUUAUCCAUUAUCAAUGAUAAGUUUACAUGUAGUUGGCAUCCAAGUGAACAAAUAUUAAUUAAUUUAGAAGAAUCUAUUCAGUUUCAAAUAAUUGAUGAAACCAGAGGAAUUUUUAGAGAUCCAGUUACAAAGGACGAAUUACCUUUAGAUGUAGCACUAAAAAAUGGUUAUAUAAUUGAUAUUGAUUUGCCUCUUAAUUUAAUUGAUGCAAUUAAUUUUGGAUUUUACAUAACAAAGUCUGGAAAUUUUAUUGAACCAAGAAGCAAUAAACCAAUUACUCUAGGAAAGGCUUUAGAGAACAACUUUAUUGACAGUGAAUCAGCUUUUGUAAAGGAUAUUGAUAAUCAAAAGUUUAUAACUCUUCUGGAAGCAAUUCAGAUUAAUAUAAUUGAUGAUAAACUUGGAUUAUACAAAAUAUUAUCCGAAGGUAUAAAUUUAUCACUUAAGCACGCUGUCGAUAAAGGUCUUAUAGUUUCAUUCAAAAAACCUAUUACUUUAGAUACUAUAAUAGAGAUGGGAUUUUUUAAUCCUGAUACUGGAAAAAUUGUGGAUCCAUUCAGUAAACAAAAUUAUAACAUUCAAGAAGCUAUAGAAGCUAAUCUGAUUGAUGGCAACAAUUCAAUAAUUGCUAAACCUGGAACAAAUAUUCAAUUAUCAUUAAUUGAAGCUAUACAACAAAAUAUUAUAAAUAUAAAUAAAGGUACUGUUAAAUUUCCAUCAGAAAAAGAAGUAUCGUUUCAAACUGCGCUCGAAUAUCAUUUUAUUCAAUCGUCUUUAACUAUUGUUACAAGAGAUCUGAAAAGACCUAUCAAUACACCGUAUGACGAGAAGGAAUAUACCCUUGAUGAAGCACUUAAUUUGAGCCAGUUUAAUCUACAAACUGCAGUUUUAAAAAAUCCCAGAAGUAAUAGCUAUAUGCCUGUUAAUGAAGCAAUUGAACACAAUUUGCUUAAAUUAAAUGACAAAGUGUGUAUUUAUCCUAGUUUAAAUAAUGUUUAUGGAAUAGUUCUUGAUAAUGAUAAAGUUAUUUACCCAAAGAAACCGAUGACCUUUAACAUAGCUCUAGAAAAUAAAUUACUGAAUCUUAUAAGUGGAGAAAUGACAGAUCCCUUGUCAAAUGAAACUAUUAAUUUGGAUGAAACUGUGAGAAGAGGUCAUGUUGAUUCGUAUAGUAUGGCUGUUAAAGAUACUAAAGAUAAAAUAAUUGUUGGAUUAUCGGAUGCUUUACAAAAUAAUCUGAUAGAUGGCGAGAAAGGAAUUGUACUAGAUACAAGUAAAAAUCAAAUGCUUACGUUAAUUGGAGCUAUUCAAGAAGAUAUAAUUAUUUAUGCUGGUAAACCUCUGUCAUUAUUAGAAGCGUUAGAUUAUGGUUUGUAUAAUGCCGACACAGGAAAAUUCAAGAAUCCUUUUACCUGCCAAAUGCAAAGUUUAAAAGAAUCUUUGAAAAAUGACCUAAUUGAUAUUAGUACAACAGUGAUCAAGAAUUCAAAAACUGGAGAAAUUCUGAGUGUAGAAAAGUCUUUGGAACUUGGAAUCAUCGACGAAGAAACCGGCUUUUUACACGAUCCUGAAAGCGGUACUCAAAUUACUCUCACAGAUCUUCUCAAGAAUGGUCAACUUAUUACUGCAGAAGCAAGGACUGUGAUAGAAGAAAAAUAUAGAACUCUUGAAGAAAAUAUAUCUGAAUUAAUCACCUGGGUUGAAGAAACUGAACUGCUUUUAGCAGAUUUGGGACUUCUUAAAGAAGACAUUGGACAUUUGAAACAACAGAUAAAUAUAUCAAAGACAAUAAAGAAUAAUUUGGAUGAUAACCAAAUUAACGUUACAACUUGCUUGGACCAAAUAAAUCAGUUAGUGCAACAAGGAAAGGAUAUUUUGAGCAAGGAUGAAAUACAACAACUGCAGAAAGAUGGAGAUAUUCUAAAAAAACGAUAUAAUAAUCUCUGCAAUGAAUGUGACAAAAUAAUUAGACGUUUAUCUACAGCAUUAGAAGAAUUACAGAAGUUUCAAGUAAUUACAAAUAUUUAUAUACUUAGAUUUAUUGAAGUAAUGACAAAAUGGACUGAGGUGCAAUGCAUUAUUAAAGAACGUCUAGAUUUUCUCCAACAUGUUAAAGAUUUCCAGGACUUAUAUACCACUUUGGUUAACUGGUUAUCUCAGAAAGAUAAAAUGUUUCAGGUUUUGGGUCCAAUAGCCACUGAACCUCGAAUGGUUACCUCUCAAACACAACAAGUGCAGGUUUUGCAAGAUGAAUUUAUUUCUCAACAAUCUGUUUUUGAACAAUUCAAGUGUACCGGAGAAUUAAUAAUAAGCAAAAUUGGUGAUAAUGUUACCAUUUCUAAGAAAAUUCAAGAACAGAUAACUACAACUUGUUCCCGUUGGGAAAAUUUACAAACACAAUUAACAGAAAGGCAAAAGAAUCUUGAUGCUGCUGGUGAUAUCACUAAAGAUUUUCAUACAAGAAUUAUUAAACUACAAGAAAGCUUGCAGAAAAUCAGUGAUGAUUUUGAUAUUACAGUUGAAGGUUCAGCUGAUACAGAAGAUCAAUUAAAGAAACUGAAUAAUCUUGAGGAUAGGUUAGAAAAUAUUCGACAUUCAUUAGCUGAUGUGGAAAGGGUUUGCGAACAACUUUGUGAAAUUCUAUGUGAUUCGGCUUCAAGAAAUGAAAUAAAAAAUAAACUAAAUAAUAUGGAAAAACAAUACACAACAAUAUUAAAGAAAAUAAAUAACCGUAAAGCUGAGUUGGAAGCUACUCUAAAAGAAGAUAAGAAAUUUUACACAUCUUGUGAUAAUAUUCAAAGAUGGUUAAAUGUAAAAGAUGAUAGUUUAUCAAGCGAAUUUCCUGUGUCUGCAGAGCAAAAAACUUUAAAACAACAAAUUCAGGAAUUUGAGCCUAUUUAUAAAGAAGUUUCAGAUAAAGAACACGAGGUGCAUUUAUUAGUCAGCAAAGGUACUGAAGUAAUUAGUAAAAUUUCACGAAAACCCGAGGCACUUCAGUUACGUGCAAAACUUGACGGAAUUAAGAGACAAUGGGAAAAGAUUCGUAAGAUAUCUACUGACAGGCAUACUAGACUGCAAAGAUGUUUUGAUAAUUGCAAGAAAUUCAUCUCUGCUUAUGAAUCAUUCAUUCCCUGGUUGGAAGGAAGUGAAAAGAAACUUUCUACAUUACAAAAUAUAAGUUUCCAACGAACUGAACUUGAUAAACAAAUCAGAGAAAUUCAAGCUUUCAAAAAUGAUAUUUCAAAACAUAGUCAAGAAUUUGAUAACAUUUGUAACUUAAGUGAUACUUUAGUUUCAAGUUGUGACAUAGAUAAAGAACCAAUGAAAGAUAAAAUAGCAUCUUUACGAAAAAGAUGGGAUAAACUCAACCAACAAAUUGCUAACAGAUCACAAAUAUUAGAUGUUGUGUCACAACGGUUAACUGAAUAUUAUGAUAAGUUACGUGAUAUUCAACACUCACUACAAAGAUUAGAUGAUAAACUCGCAUCUCACGAUGCCCUUGGAGAUGCAGCAAGAGAACCCCGUCAUUUAGAAAGAAUGAAGUCAUUCAUUGUGGAAGCUAACGACAUUCAAAAACAGAUUAAUAGCUUGAAAGAUUACGUCAAAAAACUUCUUGUGGAAGGAACAACAUCAUCUAAUAUUACUCAUAUAACUAAAGAAGUUGAAACUGUAGAAAAGCAUUAUCAGAGUACAAAUAAAAAACUUCAAACAAGAUUAAACGAUUUAGAAGCUGCUUCAGAAAUAUUAUUAAAAUUUACAAAUAAAGUGAAGACAAUACAAACACAAUUAAAUACUCUUGAAGAGUCUUUGGAUACCAUGGGUUCUAUUGGCAGAGAUGUAAAUACUGUUCGGGCUCAGUUUGAUGAGAUAAAGAAUUUUGCAAAACAAAUAAGUAAAACUAGAAUUGAAAUUAAUGAUACACAGAAAGUAAUAACUCAAGGAAAAUAUAAUAUAGAAGAAAAAGUAUACAAAGAUCAAAUAAGUAACAUUCAAAGGCAGCUUAAUAGAUUAGAUGACCGCAGUAAAGUUUACCAUACCGAUUUAGAAAAGACACUAAAAAGACUGGAACAAUUUUACAAGGAUUACUCUACUACUCUUAAGGAUCUAGAAAAUUUAAUAUCCGAAGAGAAAAAUUUCAAAUCGGUCGGUGGAGAUGUAGAAACUGUUCGUUCUCAGCAACAGCAGUUCAAGACUUUAUGCCAGAAAAAAAUAGAACCACUCAAGAAAAACAUUGAAGAAGUUAAUAAAAGUGGCCAAGGUUUGAUCCAAUCUGCCUCUUCUGGCAUCAAUACGACUGGUCUUGAACAAGAUUUAGAGAAAUUGAAUGAGAAAUGGAACACACUAAAUGAAAAAUUGAAUGAGAGAGAACGUCGAUUAGAUGUUGCUUUGAUACAAUCAGGAAAAUUCCAAGAAGCACUUGAUGGAGUUCAAAAGUGGAUCCAUGAUACAGAAGAAAUGGUUUGUAAUCAGAAAGCACCUUCAGCUGAUUAUAAAGUUGUUAAAGCUCAAGCCCAAGAACAGAAGUUUUUGAGAAAAUUACUUUUGGAUAGACAAAAUAGCAUUUGUUCUUUACAAACGAUGGGAUCUGAUAUUUUGGGACAGUCUCAAGAUACUGAUGUUAACCAACAACUAACCACAUUACUUCAGAAAUUUAAUACCUUAACUUCAAAAGCCCAAGAACGUAUGGAUUGUCUCGAUAACACCAUACCGGUUGCUCGAGACUUUCAAGAAAAAUUAACUGUUCUUACCGAAUGGAUAGAAAUAGUUGAAAAGAGAAUUGUGACAUUGUCAACUGUACCGACUGAUCAAGAUCGUCUUAAAAUUAAUAUUGUUGAACAUAAGAAUCUUGAAAAAGAAAUUAUUGAACACGAUAGAUUUUUUGAUGAACUGAAAAAUCUCUCAUUAAAAUUAAAAAAUCUUGUUGGAAUUGAUGAAGCUAACAAUGUGGAGGAACGUCUUAAAGAAGUGAUUGAAAGAUUUGAAAUGGUUAUCAAAGAUAAUAAAAUUAUAGGACAAAUAUUAACUGAUGUGUGUGAUGGUCUUGGAAAAUUUACUGUGAAAUACCAGAAAAUUAUAGCAUGGAUAGAGAAAAUGAAUACUCGUUUAUCCCAUUAUGAAAUUUUAAAUGUUUAUGUAGAUAAAUUACAAGAACAAUUGAAUGAACUUAAGAAAUUAAAAGAUGAUAUAAAUGAUCAUGAAGAUGAAGUUCAAGAUACAAUUAAUUCUGGAAGAGAUAUAAUGAAACAUGCUUCAGGUGAUGAUGCUAUCGAAAUGAAAGAAAAACUAGACACUCUUCAAAUAAAAUUUACUGAUUUGAUGAAUCGUGUAAAUGAUAAAUUGAAGCAAGCAGAAAAUGCCUUACCAUUAGUUGAAAAGUUCCAUUUUUCACAUGAUCAACUUACUAACUGGAUGGAAGAAGCUGAAAAACUUUUGAAAGGUUUGGAAACAACCAGUCUUUCUAUGCAAGAAACAACUAUAAAGAAUCUCGAAAGUGAAAUACAAGAGUAUCGCACAGUUUUGGAAACAGUUAAUCACAUCGGUUCCAAGUUAUGUCAAUUGUCACCUGGAAGUGAAGCCGCUACAAUAGAAAAUUUGGUUUCACAAAAUAACCGACGAUUUGAUGUCAUCUGUGAACAAGUACAGCGAAAAGGAGAAAGAAUUACAUUGUCAAAACAAAGAAACUUGGAAGUUGUUGGAGAUAUAGAGGAACUUCUAAAAUGGUUUGAAGAGGUUGAAAAACAGCUUAUUGAAUGUGAACCAUUAGUUCCUGAAUUAGAUACAUUAGUCACUUUAUUAAAAGAACAAAAGGUAAAUAAAUUAUGUUUUUAUUUAAUGAAUUGUUUCUUUUUUGUAGAAAUUGCUAACAGAUCACAAAUAUUAGAUGUUGUGUCACAACGGUUAACUGAAUAUUAUGAUAAGUUACGUGAUAUUCAACACUCACUACAAAGAUUAGAUGAUAAACUCGCAUCUCACGAUGCCCUUGGAGAUGCAGCAAGAGAACCCCGUCAUUUAGAAAGAAUGAAGUCAUUCAUUGUGGAAGCUAACGACAUUCAAAAACAGAUUAAUAGCUUGAAAGAUUACGUCAAAAAACUUCUUGUGGAAGGAACAACAUCAUCUAAUAUUACUCAUAUAACUAAAGAAGUUGAAACUGUAGAAAAGCAUUAUCAGAGUACAAAUAAAAAACUUCAAACAAGAUUAAACGAUUUAGAAGCUGCUUCAGAAAUAUUAUUAAAAUUUACAAAUAAAGUGAAGACAAUACAAACACAAUUAAAUACUCUUGAAGAGUCUUUGGAUACCAUGGGUUCUAUUGGCAGAGAUGUAAAUACUGUUCGGGCUCAGUUUGAUGAGAUAAAGAAUUUUGCAAAACAAAUAAGUAAAACUAGAAUUGAAAUUAAUGAUACACAGAAAGUAAUAACUCAAGGAAAAUAUAAUAUAGAAGAAAAAGUAUACAAAGAUCAAAUAAGUAACAUUCAAAGGCAGCUUAAUAGAUUAGAUGACCGCAGUAAAGUUUACCAUACCGAUUUAGAAAAGACACUAAAAAGACUGGAACAAUUUUACAAGGAUUACUCUACUACUCUUAAGGAUCUAGAAAAUUUAAUAUCCGAAGAGAAAAAUUUCAAAUCGGUCGGUGGAGAUGUAGAAACUGUUCGUUCUCAGCAACAGCAGUUCAAGACUUUAUGCCAGAAAAAAAUAGAACCACUCAAGAAAAACAUUGAAGAAGUUAAUAAAAGUGGCCAAGGUUUGAUCCAAUCUGCCUCUUCUGGCAUCAAUACGACUGGUCUUGAACAAGAUUUAGAGAAAUUGAAUGAGAAAUGGAACACACUAAAUGAAAAAUUGAAUGAGAGAGAACGUCGAUUAGAUGUUGCUUUGAUACAAUCAGGAAAAUUCCAAGAAGCACUUGAUGGAGUUCAAAAGUGGAUCCAUGAUACAGAAGAAAUGGUUUGUAAUCAGAAAGCACCUUCAGCUGAUUAUAAAGUUGUUAAAGCUCAAGCCCAAGAACAGAAGUUUUUGAGAAAAUUACUUUUGGAUAGACAAAAUAGCAUUUGUUCUUUACAAACGAUGGGAUCUGAUAUUUUGGGACAGUCUCAAGAUACUGAUGUUAACCAACAACUAACCACAUUACUUCAGAAAUUUAAUACCUUAACUUCAAAAGCCCAAGAACGUAUGGAUUGUCUCGAUAACACCAUACCGGUUGCUCGAGACUUUCAAGAAAAAUUAACUGUUCUUACCGAAUGGAUAGAAAUAGUUGAAAAGAGAAUUGUGACAUUGUCAACUGUACCGACUGAUCAAGAUCGUCUUAAAAUUAAUAUUGUUGAACAUAAGAAUCUUGAAAAAGAAAUUAUUGAACACGAUAGAUUUUUUGAUGAACUGAAAAAUCUCUCAUUAAAAUUAAAAAAUCUUGUUGGAAUUGAUGAAGCUAACAAUGUGGAGGAACGUCUUAAAGAAGUGAUUGAAAGAUUUGAAAUGGUUAUCAAAGAUAAUAAAAUUAUAGGACAAAUAUUAACUGAUGUGUGUGAUGGUCUUGGAAAAUUUACUGUGAAAUACCAGAAAAUUAUAGCAUGGAUAGAGAAAAUGAAUACUCGUUUAUCCCAUUAUGAAAUUUUAAAUGUUUAUGUAGAUAAAUUACAAGAACAAUUGAAUGAACUUAAGAAAUUAAAAGAUGAUAUAAAUGAUCAUGAAGAUGAAGUUCAAGAUACAAUUAAUUCUGGAAGAGAUAUAAUGAAACAUGCUUCAGGUGAUGAUGCUAUCGAAAUGAAAGAAAAACUAGACACUCUUCAAAUAAAAUUUACUGAUUUGAUGAAUCGUGUAAAUGAUAAAUUGAAGCAAGCAGAAAAUGCCUUACCAUUAGUUGAAAAGUUCCAUUUUUCACAUGAUCAACUUACUAACUGGAUGGAAGAAGCUGAAAAACUUUUGAAAGGUUUGGAAACAACCAGUCUUUCUAUGCAAGAAACAACUAUAAAGAAUCUCGAAAGUGAAAUACAAGAGUAUCGCACAGUUUUGGAAACAGUUAAUCACAUCGGUUCCAAGUUAUGUCAAUUGUCACCUGGAAGUGAAGCCGCUACAAUAGAAAAUUUGGUUUCACAAAAUAACCGACGAUUUGAUGUCAUCUGUGAACAAGUACAGCGAAAAGGAGAAAGAAUUACAUUGUCAAAACAAAGAAACUUGGAAGUUGUUGGAGAUAUAGAGGAACUUCUAAAAUGGUUUGAAGAGGUUGAAAAACAGCUUAUUGAAUGUGAACCAUUAGUUCCUGAAUUAGAUACAUUAGUCACUUUAUUAAAAGAACAAAAGAAUUUGAAUGAAGAAGUAAGCAGCCAGAAAGGAAGAGUGAAAGAUAUCCUUGCAACAGCAAAGAAACUGAUGAGAGAAUCGUCUACAGAUGAUCUAACAAUUAUAAGAGAUAAGGCAGAUAACUUAAAAGAAACAUGUGGUGUUGUAUCAACUCUAUGUUCAGAAAGGCUCAGUGCAUUAGAACAAGCAGUUCCUUUGGCUGAACAUUUCUUUGAAACGCAUGCAGAAUUAUCUCAAUGGAUGGAUGAAAUAGAAGCAGAAGCUGAAUUAUUAGAAGCUCCCAUAAUGAAUUCUAAUCAAAUAAAACGACAGCAAGAAAGAAAUAAAGUAUUAUUACAAUCAAUAAAUGAGCAUAAACCACUUGUAGACAAACUGAAUAAGACAGGGACCACAUUAAUGAAAUUAUGUAAAGAAGAAGAUAAUGCUAAAUUAACAGAAAUACUGGAUUCAGAUAACAGUCGCUACAAUGCACUGAAAAACAUUUUACGUAAUCAUCAAAAUACUCUUGAAGAAGCCCUACAAGCAACAUCACAAUUUUCAGAUAAACUGGAGGGAAUGUUAAAUGCCCUUAGCUCUACAGCAGAUCAAUUGUAUAAUGCUGAACCAAUUUCUGCAAUACCAGAUAGGAUUCAAGAGCAAAUAAAUGAUAAUAAAGCAGUUCUACAAGAUCUUGAUAAGCGAUCCACUGCAUUAGAAGCAGUUAAAAAAGCAGCUGAUGAUGUAAUUGUAAAAGCUGGUAAUACAGAUGAACCAGCCGUCCGAGACAUAAGGCAGAAAUUAGAUCGACUGAAUGGUUUGUGGGAAACAAUUCAGAAAGCAGCAAGGCAUCGUGGUAAAUCCUUAGAAGAUGCUUUAGCUGCUGCUGAAAGGUUUUGGGAAGAAUUGAAUGCUGUUAUGAAAGCUUUGAAAGAACUGCAAGAAAGUUUGAAUGCACAAGAACCUCCUGCAGUAGAACCAAGUGCCAUACAACAACAACAAGAAGUACUUCAAGAAAUAAAACAAGAAAUUGGUCAAACAAAACCAGAAGUUGACCAUUGCCGUCAAGCUGGACAAGAUUUGAUGCAAUUAUGUGGAGAACCAGAUAAACCAGAAGUGAAAAAACACAUUGAAGACUUAGAUUCAGCUUGGGAAAAUGUAACAACCUUAUAUGCUAAGAGAGAACAAAAUCUAAUUGAUGCAAUGGAAAAAGCAAUGAAUUUCCAUGAUACACUUCAAAAUCUGUUGGAAUUCUUGGAUACAGUGGAAGAUAAGUUUUCCAACUUAGGUCCUGUUGGAUCAGAUAUUGAUGCAGUGAAGGGACAAAUCGACUAUUUAAAAGAUUUUAAAAUGGAAGUGGAUCCGCAUAUGGUGGAAAUAGAAUCGCUGAAUCGUCAAGCCCAAGAAUUAAUGGAACGUACAUCGCCCGAUCAAGCGACUGCCAUUCGUGAACCAUUAGCUGAUAUAAAUCGUCGAUGGGAUGAUCUUCUGAAAGGAAUUGUAAAUCGACAGCGAGGGCUAGAAAAAGCAUUAUUGCAUUUGGGACAAUUCCAACAUGCAUUAGAUGAGUUAUUGAUUUGGAUGAGUAAAACAGAAAAAACUUUAGAUGAACUUCAACCUGUAUUUGGUGAUCCACAAGUAAUUGAAGUGGUGUUAGCUAAACUUAAGGUACUUACAAAUGACAUUCAAGCACAUCAAUCAAGUGUCAAUACUCUUAACCAUGCAGGUCGUCAACUUAUUGAAACAAAUAAGGGAAGUGAAGACGCUAAUAUAACUCAAAAUAAGUUAGGUGAUCUGAAUACAAGAUGGAAAAAUCUACAAGAUAGAGCAUCAAUCCGACAACGCGAAUUGGAGGAUGCUUUAAAAGAGGCUCAGGCAUUUAAUCAAGAAAUACAAGACCUCUUGCUAUGGUUAAGUGAAAUUGACAGCCAGUUAGCUACUUCUAAACCUGUUGGUGGUUUACCAGAAACAGCUAAGGAACAAUUAAAUCGUUUUAUGGAACUCUACAAUGACCUCGAUAGCAAUCGUCAUAAGGUUGAUUCUGUUUUACAACAAGGACAGAGAUAUUUAGAUCAAUUAAGUGAAGGUUCAACAAAUAAUUUGAGAAAUAAUCUCAAAAUAUUAAAACAACGAUCUGAUAGUGUUCUUAAUAAAGCCAAUGAUAGAAAAAUCAAAUUAGAAAUAGCUCUUAGAGAAGCUCUCGAAUUCCACGAAUCACUUCAAUCAUUUGUUGAUUGGUUAACCAAUGCUGAAAAAUAUUUAACAAAUUUAAAACCUGUUAGUCGCAUUAUGAAAGCGGUAAUGGAACAAAUUGAAGAUCACAAAACAUUCCAAAAAGAUGUAGGAUCUCAUAGAGAAAUAAUGGUGAAUCUUGACAAGAAAGGAACUCAUCUAAAAUAUUUCAGUCAAAAGCAAGAUGUAAUUUUAAUAAAAAAUUUGCUCAUUAGUGUCCAGCAUCGAUGGGAACGUGUAGUUUCUAAAGCAGCGGAACGAACGCGUGCCCUAGAUCAUGGUUACAAAGAGGCAAAAGAAUUUCAUGAUGCUUGGACUGAAAUCGUAAAAUGGUUGGAUGAGGCUGAAAGUACAUUAGAUUCUGCAAUGCAUAUUGGAAAUGACCCUCAAAAAAUCAAACAGCAGUUAUCAAAACAUAAAGAAUUCCAAAGAAUACUUGGAUCUAAACAAGGAUUGUACGAUAAUACUAUGAAAAUUGGUCGUACUCUAAAAGAGAAAUGCCCUAAAACUGAUGUGCCAAUUUUACAAGAUAUGAUGGAUGAACUGAAGAAAAGAUGGAAUAAAAUAUGCACAAAAUCUGUUGAUAGGCAAAGGAAGUUAGAAGAAGCUCUUUUGUUCUCGGGCCAAUUUAAAGAAGCAGUUCAAGCUCUAAUUGAUUGGUUAGAUAAGGCACAAAAUAUAUUAUCUGAAGAUAAAUCUUUAUAUGGUGAUUUGGAUACAGUUACUAGUCUAAUGGACCAGCACAAGAGCUUUCAAGAAGAAUUAAAGAGUAGAAACAAUAGUGUUGAAUCAGUACAAAAGACAGCUUCAGAUUUAAUGAAAACUGCAAAUGCAGAAGACAAAGAGAAUAUUAAUUAUCAACUUGAUAUUCUACAGAAAAAAUGGAUACUUGUUAAAGACCUUAAUGAUCAAAAGAAUAAGAUUUUACAAGAAGCUUUGGCACAAGCAGAAAAAUUAUAUAAAGCUGUUCACAUUUUAUUGGAAUGGCUUUCUGAAGCUGAGAUGAAAUUACGCUUCAUCGGCCCCUUACCGGAAGAUGAAGAAACAACUCUCAGGCAGAUUGCUGAACAUCAGAAAUUUUUGCAAGAAAUGAAUGAUUAUGAAAUCAUAAAAGAUGACACGUUAGACUUAGCUCAAACUAUUUUAAAGAAAUGUCAUCCUAAUGGUAUUUCAGUUAUAAGGCAUUGGAUAACAAUUAUUCAGUCACGUUGGGAAGAGGUGGUUGUAUGGGCUAAACAGAGAGAUCAAAGAUUACAAGAUCAUUUACAUUCACUGAAAAACAUUAUGCAACUUUUAGAAGACUUACUAGCCUGGCUAAUAUUAGCAGAAAAUAAUCUAAUAGCAUUGGAAGCUGAACCUUUGCCAGAUGAUCUCACAAUUAUAGAACAACUUAUAAAGGAUCAUAAGAUUUUUAUGGAUGAUAUGACGAAAAAACAGUCAGACGUAGAAAAAGUUACAAAAGCAUUUUCAAGUAAGCGACAACCCUCUCAACAAACUCAAAUACCUACACGAGAUAGAAUUGCUCGAGAUCGAGCUCAUAAAAUACCUUCUCCGGCAGUUCUGAAAACUUCCACUCCAUCAAAACAACUUGUUGAACCACAUAUCAAACACCCAAGAGCCAGAGAAUUAGUUGAAAAAUGGCGUAACGUAUGGCUGUUAGCUAUGGAACGACAACGCAGACUCCAAGACAAAUACAAUUACUUGAAGGAGUUAGAGAGAAUUAAAAACUUUGAUUUCAAUGAAUGGAGAAGAAGAUUCCUUGGAUGGAUGAAUAAUAAAAAAUCCAGGAUAAUGGAUCUUUUUAAGAAAAUAGAUAAAAACAAUGCUGGAAAAGUCACAAAAGAAGAAUUUAUUCAAGGCAUUUUGAAAUCAAAAUUUCCUACUAGUCGUCUAGAAAUGGAAAGAGUUGCAGAUAUAUUUGAUCGCAAUGGAGAUGGCUACGUUGAUCACAAUGAAUAUAUUGAAACGUUAAGGCCAGAAAGAGAGGGACGACCAAAGACAGAAGCGGAAAAGAUUCAAGAUGAAGUACAGAGACAAGUUGCCAAAUGUACAUGUGUACAUAGGUUCAAAGUUUAUCAGGUUGGAGAAGGAAAAUAUAGGUUUGGUGAUUCACAAAAAUUGAGAUUAGUUCGUAUACUACGAAGCACUGUUAUGGUCAGAGUUGGUGGGCCCAUCUCAAGUCAUUGGCGAAAACAACUUGUUGAACCACAUAUCAAACACCCAAGAGCCAGAGAAUUAGUUGAAAAAUGGCGUAACGUAUGGCUGUUAGCUAUGGAACGACAACGCAGACUCCAAGACAAAUACAAUUACUUGAAGGAGUUCCUUGGAUGGAUGAAUAAUAAAAAAUCCAGGAUAAUGGAUCUUUUUAAGAAAAUAGAUAAAAACAAUGCUGGAAAAGUCACAAAAGAAGAAUUUAUUCAAGGCAUUUUGAAAUCAAAAUGCUUUGACAGUUUUGCUUCUUCCUUCUUAUGUUUAAAAUUUUGCAUCAUCAUUCUUACCUUAAACCUACCACUUCAUCCUUAUUCACUUUCAGCCCCUUUUAUGCUAAUGAGAUGUAUACCGGUGAAAGGUUUGGGGCCGAUGUACUAUAGGCCGGUGCCGUCAGACGGGGGCUCAAGAAUUCCUGUCUUCCGAUGGGUGCGCGAGAGGAGCGAACGCAGCUCACCAAUGUGGCAGCAACGUGCUUCAGGCCCGGGCGACACCAGCAGCGACAUCAGCGGCCCCAGUUUCAGUGAAACAGACAGCUACGGUACCAAUAGGUCAUUUCACCUCACUCCACCGACCAUCGCACGCACAGCAGGAGGUAGCAGACCGUCCAGUCGGCCAUCCAGUCGGCCAUCCAGUCGGCCACCCAGUCGUGCGGGUAGCGACUUGUCGGCCGAAAGUCUGGAUACCAGGAAGAAAUCGUCCAGACAGCGUACACCCAGCAGUAGUAGUUCCUCGCAAAUGCCGGCCUUCAAAGGUUCCGGUACCCCGUCCCGGAUUCCGUCGGCCAGGUCCGAGAGCGGACGCGGAAGAAGCAAGCCAUAGUGUUUAAAAUAACUAAAAAACAAAACAAAUAAUAAUAAUCACGUGAUCGGUGGAAGUGUCGCCAUUAACAUUCCAGUCAACGGGUUGACUCGUCUUUCGCUUUUAAAUCGCUUUGUUUCCGAAUCUCAUUCGUUUAAACCUCUCGAUUUUACAACAGGAAGCUCAAAAAAAAUACACAGAAACUAAAAAUAAACAAUACAAUAUUAAUUUUUUUUUCCGAUGGGUGGCAAAAAAAUCUCGUUCCGACAUAUCGAUAGAGGUUGGGUUUAUGCAUCAAAAAUACCAGAAAAAAAUCAAAAAAUUCGUGUCCAGAUGUGCCUCGGUGUGCGUGUAUGUGUGUGCGUGUGCAUUUAACAUAAAAAAAUGAACAGUUGGGAAUACCUUAAACAUGCUUCAACAUGAUUAUUUUUUAAUUAUCAACUCCGUUAUAAACGUCAAACUGUGUUUCUUUUGUUAAUAUGUUCUGUGGCCGAUACCCGAAAAUUUAUUUUGAAUUUAUUUGGUAUAUUGACAUUCCUGUUUUAGUUUUACCCCGAUGCCAGGGAGGAAAAUACAUUUAUAUAUACAUACAUAUUAUAUAUAUAUAUAUUUUUUUUUUCUUUUGUCUUUGGCAAAUAAGGUGAAGGAGCCAACUUGUGAUUCAUACGUGUGCAUGAGGAUUCGCGCGUGAAGAUGAUUAAAAAAAAUAAUAAUAAUUUACGAGAUAUACAAAAACAACAUUGAUAAAAAAAGAGUGCUAUUUUGUUGAAUUGUUUGUAUUUAGAAGAUGUAUAAAACGAAAAAAAAACAAGAAUCCAUUAACACUUAUAUGUAUCUAAUGCUUUUUAUGUUUGCUGAUGAAUAAAUACAUAAUGUUUAGUAA
This is a messenger RNA of Centruroides sculpturatus (bark scorpion), 33419 nucleotides long. RefSeq lists its product as uncharacterized. Gene Ontology annotation, cellular component: membrane; cytoplasm; cytoskeleton. Bases 461 to 32557 code for a protein of 10698 amino acids. Lineage: Eukaryota; Metazoa; Arthropoda; Arachnida; Scorpiones; Buthidae. Gene Ontology annotation, molecular function: calcium ion binding; structural molecule activity; microtubule binding. The record is from RefSeq and is a predicted model, not a curated record. The transcript has 102 exons. Gene Ontology annotation, biological process: intermediate filament cytoskeleton organization; wound healing.